AUGCACUCUGCCUUUCUGCGAACGUCUUUGCCUUCGUCUCGCGGGCCGAACCGCGGCAGAAGAGUCGCGUUUCUUUCUGCGCUUCCUUCGACUUGUGGAAAGGCAGCGUCGACGCGAGGGAGUCCGUCGGGGUCUCAGCCCGCGUUCUCACUCUUCGGAAGUCGUGCAUCGCCUCCCUCUCGCUCUGCCUCCGCUAAUGGCGCUCCAGUUCAGCUGGCCGCUGCCGCGUCUUCUGUUCCUUCCUUCGUGUUUUCUUCUUUUUCCUCGCCCAUCCUCUCUGGUUGGCGGCCCGCGACUCCUUUUCCGGCCCUCUCCCUGCUCUCGCCGCUUCUCCCUCUCGGCAGAACCGUCGAGGAAACGGUCUCGUCUUCCCGAGAGGGAACUGCAGGCAGGGAAACGUUCUUGUUUGCCCAGACGCCAGGGGCCCUAGGUGCGGAUGAGGAAGGACCGCUUCCUACGUUGACGCUGACUCAAGCGGAUCUCGAUUUUUAUCGCGAGUUGGGCGUUUCGCCCAAGGCGCCGUGGUGGGAAGUGCAACAGGCGUACCAACUGAAGCACAGCGAAGUGGAAGACGAAACCCAGCAGCGGAAAAUGGAGGAGGCGUGGCUUCAGAUCUUUGCGAAAAGAUUCAAUCGCGAUUUUCUCGACGUCUGUCGCAGAUACGAGAACCAACACACCGAGGAGUCGCGCUCCCGCUUGUCCAAAUUCUUCGCCUGGGUUUUCGGCCGGCGGAAACCUGCGUCGAACGACAUUGAUUGGGACAGCGGCUUUCCGAGCGAAGAAGACCCGGUGUACAUGAGUCAGGUGGAUGCGCCGAGAGAGAUCAAGGAAAUUAUGAUGGGUCUGGGCGACAGAAGUGGAGUGUUUCGUGACAUUGCCAAGGACGACGACAAACGCCGAGAUGGACUUUUCAGAAGGUUCGAUAUCGCUCGCGUGUGGUCUACGGGGAGCUUUUUCGUUCCCUUGGCUCUCGUCAGUUUAUCGUCGUCGAAGCUCAUCACUCCUGCCUUGACGACUGCCUUCGGUUUGUCGGCUAGUUUCAUGGGCAAAAUUGACACCAACAUGGGCACAGAGGGUGCAAGUGAGCUGAAGCGUUUUAGUCCACCGACCUUGAGGACUCUUCUGUGGACCGGCGGGCUUCUCCUUUUGCAUGCGGUGCUCGGCGUCGCUGGCGCAUCUGCGUUGCUCACUGCGAUCGGCCGGCUGCCUUUGGGCCUGCGGCCAGAGAGCCUCGUCGCGGCGAUGGUCAUCCUGCAGUGGUGGUUCAGUGCUGUCGCGUACCGGACUCACGAGUCGGUGCCCGUAGACGACGACUUGGGGGAUGACCUGGACGAUGAUCCUGACGCGUCUGAGGGCACGCGUCCCAAUAUGCCCCAGGACGACAGCGACGAGGAUUCGGACGGCGACGACCUUAGUGGUCCGCUCGACGAGUAA
This is a messenger RNA of Neospora caninum, 1434 nucleotides long. RefSeq lists its product as hypothetical. The record is from RefSeq and is a predicted model, not a curated record. Bases 1 to 1434 code for a protein of 477 amino acids. The transcript has 6 exons. Lineage: Eukaryota; Apicomplexa; Conoidasida; Eucoccidiorida; Sarcocystidae.